AUGGAUCGAUCCAUGGCACCAAGGCCUAUUGAGGUCAUCUUACUAGACUUGAAAUCAAAAUCCGAUGAGACUCGUUCUAGAGCUGCUUACGAGGUUCAGCAAUUCGUCCUUACCUCCUCAAGAGGUGUUACCGGAGAUUCUUUUACAAAGGUCUACAAUGAAGUUAGCGGGAGAAUUCAAAUCGCAGUCUCCUCAAAUGAUAUGAACGAAAAAUUAGGGGCACUUCAAGCCAUGGCUCGGUUAUGUACCAAGGGUGGAAGUCUGAUGCUUGAUAUUAUUCGCAAACAAUUGGUUCGGGUCAUCGAAUGGCUACAAGGAGAACGAAAAGAAGAACGACGUUAUGCAGCUGUCUUACUGCUUCGAUGCUUAGUCCGAGGUGUCGCUAGCAGUGUGAUAUACGAUGCUUUGCCUGAUUUGCUAGAUAACCUUUGGACGGCAAUGCGUGACCCAAAAGUAGCCAUUCGGGAGAUCUCAUCUGACGCUCUGGCUGGAUUACUUUAUUGCGCUUCAUCUCGCGAAAGUACAACACGGGAUGAGUGCUAUCUUAUGGUCUUACAACAAGUUCAAAAGGGCUUCAAGCAAGGAACAUCCGACUCCAUACAUGGCAGUCUGCUAGGAGUAAAAGAGUUGGUCGUCGAGGCUGGACCUUUCAUGCGAUCGCGGUAUCAAGAAGUCUGUGAUCAAGUUUUGACUUACCGCGAACAUCGAGAGGCGUUGGUCCGACGGGCAGUGGUGGAACUGAUCCCAACUCUAGCAUCUUACAACGUCACUGAAUUCACUUCUUCCUAUCUCCAUAAAUGUAUGGUUUAUUUGAUCGAACAAUUGCGCAAAGAUCGAGAUCGGACGACUUCAUUUUAUGCGAUUGGUCAUGUAGCUUUGGCAGUCAAGCAUCACAUGCAAUUGUAUCUAGAGGCAAUCUUGGCCUCAAUCAAAGAAGCUCUUGUGAACCGAGGAAAGAAGAAUAGUCCUUCAGAGGGUUCCAUCUUUCAGUGUAUCAGUAUGUGUGCAUCCGCCGUUGGACAAGCCAUGACAAAACAUAUGCACGAAUUGUUGGAAUUGAUGUUUGCCAACGGACUGACUGAUGCUUUGAGAGAAGCCUUAGUGGACUUGGCCCAUCAUAUACCGCCUCUUUUGCCAAUCAUACAAGAUAAGUUGUUAGACUUGAUCGCCCUCACACUUUCGGGCGAGAAAUUCAAGCCGCCUGGAACACCGAUGAACUGGAGGGCUACGAACGUAACUGAUCUUAGCGCUAUUGAACCAGACCGACCUACAGUAACACUGGCUCUGAACACGUUAGGUUCCUUCCCUUUCCAAGGCCAUCGAUUGAACGAGUUUGUCAGAGAUAUUGUGAUCCGAUACGUGGACGAUGAAUCUGCAGAUGUUCGACAAGCCGCGUCGGCGGCCUGCGCUCAACUACUUGCUCGGGAUCCAAUCAUUCACCAAACAUCUGCGCAUGCCUUCAAGCUAGUCUCAGAUGUACUUACGAAAUUAUUAUCAGUGGUCAUUGCGGACCCAGUACCUUCGAUUAGACAGUCAACCUUACAGGCAUUGGAGCAGAAGUUUGAUCGUUUUUUGGCCCAACCGAACAAUAUCAAACAGCUUUUUAUUGCUAUGAAUGACGAGGUACACGUGAUUCGUGAAUCGGCGAUCAAAACGAUUGGUAGAUUGACAAAGCGAAAUCCAGCUUAUAUCAUGCCCAACCUACGUAAAACUCUCAUCCUACUCUUGACUGAUUUAGAAUAUUCGAAUGAUAUUCGAAGGAAAGAGGAAAGCUCGACACUUUUAGCACAUCUGAUCAGUUGCUCAAAGAGCCUCACAAAACCGUACGUUGCGCCAAUCCUAAAGGUCCUGUUACCCAAGGCUCGAGAUCCCAAUCCAGCGGUCGCUUCUGCGAUCAUGAUUGCACUUGGAGAGUUAGCCCGUGUCGGAGGGUCGGAUGUCAUUACCCAGUCUCCCACUAUCAUGGAACUCAUUAUGGACACACUACGCGACCUCUCAUCUUCUGGGAAACGAGAAGCAGCCCUCAGAACUUUAGGACAGCUUUGCUCAAAUACGGGUUAUGUUAUUGAUCCCUAUUUCGAUCAACCGACCUUACUUCCUAUCAUCACAUCCAUUUUGAAGAGCGAGGGUUCGAGUCAUGUCCGUAGGGAAGCCCUGCGAGUCUUGGGCAUCCUAGGCGCUCUGGAUCCAUAUCGAAAUAACAGUGAUGUUGAACAGCUCGGGGCCAGUGGUCUCGGAAUCGGCUCCCCUGUUGAUGCUGCACCUAUUCUCACGGAUCCCUCCCAUCCCGAUCAAAUCAACUCUUCGAAUGAGCACUACUACCCCACUGUUGCAUUCUCAGCUCUCCUCUCGAUUCUCAGCAAUUCCAGCUUAGCCCACCAUCAUGCCGCUGUUGUACAAGCCAUCAUUUACAUCUUUCGAUCAUUACGUUUAAAGUGUGUAGGCUUUUUACCCAAAGUGAUACCUGCUUAUUUGAGUGCUAUGCGACUCUGUAGCGUUGCCCUUCAGGAAUACUACUUCCAGCAACUUGGUUACCUCAUUCAUAUGGUCAAGCAUCAUAUCCGUUCACAUUUACCGGACAUCAUGUCAUUGAUCCACGACUUUUGGCACUUGAAUACCACCACCACUACUACGGCAAGUGCCUUGAUCGGGGCGACUGCCACUGUUGGUACAAGUAAUAGCAGCCUCAACGUUAGUAGUGCAGCUGUAGCUAAUGGUAUCAGCGGCGCUGGUACCGUGGUUGUCAACGAAAAUGGAAUUGUGACCGUCACCCGGCCCAGUGGAUCUACUUUGCAAACCGUGAUUGUUGAACUGAUUGAUUCAAUCGCUAUUGCUCUUGAGAGUGAAUUUAGAACAUAUCUACCUACUCUGCUUCCACUUCUGAUCGAUUCGUUUGACUACAGUAAUACAGGAAGUAUCAUGAGCUCUAUCGCAUUGGCAGGUACGGUCGGACCUGCAUCGGAAUCAGCGUCCAAUUAUUUAGAGAAGAAAUACCAGACCUUGCAUCACAUCUUGAAGGCUUUUCAAACCUUUGGAAAUAAUUUGGAAGACUACGUUCAACUUGUACUGCCGUGUUUAAUUAAGACGAUUGAAAAACCCGAAUUACCUCUGAGUCUACGCAAAACGGCAAUUGUCACUUUGAAUAUGCUCAGUAAGAAGAUCAAUUUAAUCGAUCAGGUUUCAAGAGUCAUUCAUCCACUCAUACGAGUGAUCAAUGUUGGGAAUAAUGAGUUACGGGCGGCUGCGAUGGAUGCAGUCAGCAGCGUGAUGAUCCAAAUAGGCCCGGACUUUGUCAUAUUCCUGUCGACUAUCAACCAUGCUUUGGUUCAAGCUCGAUACACACAUCCACUCUAUGAGUCACUGGUCGUCAAGCUUUUGAAGGGCGAAGCAUUGCCAGAUCCUAGUUUCACGGAGCCUUCCCAGAUCCCCAGUGACGAGUCCGUGAUUGCAGCAGAUGCAGGGCAGAAUAAAUUCCAGGUCAAUCAACAAAACCUCAAAUCCGCCUGGGAAACAUCAACCGUCAAGAAGCCAAAAGCUGAAGAUUGGAAGGAAUGGAUCAAGAGACUAUCAGUACAGCUUUUGCAAUCGUCACCAAGUCAUAGCUUGAGGGCAUGUGCCAAUCUGUCUGGGGUCUAUCAUCCACUUGCGAGAGAGUUAUUUAAUGCGGCAUUUGUGUCAUGUUGGACUGAGCUAUACUCACAAUACCAGGAGGAGCUAGUGAAUGCCAUCCAAACCGCUCUAUCGUCCCCUACCAUUCCCCCCGAGAUCACUCAGACUCUGCUCAAUCUCGCGGAGUUCAUGGAGCAUGACGAGAAGGUUCUACCCAUUCGUAUCAGCACGUUGGGGAUGUAUGCGCAAAAGUGCCACGCGUUUGCCAAAGCGCUACAUUACAAGGAGAUCGAGGCUUUCACGGAACCGACAGCUGACACUCUUGACAGCUUGAUUCUCAUCAAUCAACAUCUACAACAGCCUGAUUCGGCACAAGGUGUCUUGACAAUGGCCCAACAGCGGUUUGGGAUGGAGAUUAGGGAAGAAUGGUUUGAAGAGCUUGAGCGAUGGGAAGACGCUCUAAAUAGUUAUACUCGACGACUUGAAGAAGAUCCGAAAUCAAUUGACUCGAUCUUGGGUGGGAUGCGAUGCUUACAUGCUCUAGGUGAAUGGGAAUCACUGUCAGAGAUGGCACAGGAGCAUUGGGAAAACUCGAGUAAUGAGAUUAAACGAACGAUGGCACCUUUGGCUGCAGCUGCUGCAUGGGGUCUAGCACAAUGGGAUAACAUGGAUAAUUAUAUCAACGUACUCAAGUCGGACUCGGCAGAAAAAGCUUGGUUCAAGUCUAUUUUGUCGAUUCACCGAGGACAACAUUCAGUAGCACAACGACUCAUCAAUAAAGCCCGUGAUACCUUGGACACUGAAGUGUCUACCUUACUCGGUGAAAGUUACAGUAGAGCAUAUGUCUUGGUGGUGCGAGUCCAGAUGCUUUCGGAGUUGGAAGAGAUCAUUGCUUAUAAAGAGUGCAAAGACGACGACCCAACCAAACAGUUACAAAUUCAACAAACUUGGAUGAAACGACUCAAAGGUUGUCAAAGGGAUGUUGAAGUUUGGCAACGAAUUCUCAAAGUUCGAGCAUUAGUUUUAACACCUAGAGAGGAUGUUGGGAUGUGGAUCAAGUUUGCGGGUCUUUGUCGUAAGUCGGGCCGAUUAGGAUUGGCGGAGAAGACAUUGAAUUCAUUGAUGAGUGAAGAUACGAGUAAUGGAUUGGAAUCUCGAGGUCCACCGCUUGUGAUCUACUCGCAUAUCAAAUACAUGUGGGGAUCAGGUGCUAAACAAGACAGCUUGAUGUAUCUGAAGGACUUCACCUUCCGAUUAGGUGAAGACGUAUUUGAUCAUAAUCGUGCUAUGGCACAAAGUGGAAAUGAUGACUUUGAGCAACAGACUAGAAUGAUCGAACAUAAGCGAUUGUUGUCGAGAUGUCACCUCAAGUUGGGUGAAUGGCAAUCACAAUUACAAGAAGAUUGGAGUUCGUCCGCCGUGGUCGACAUCCUCGAAUCUUAUAAGCUAUCUUCAGAGCUUGAUCCGGAGUGGUACAAAGCUUGGCACGCGUGGGCCUUGGCUAAUUCAAAGGUUGCUUCGCAUUAUGAACGGAAUCAGGAUGCUAGUUCGGUACCGGUCGAGAUUGUGCAGUAUCAUCUCGUACCUGCUGUCCAUGCAUUUUUCAAGUCAAUUGCGCUCUCGCCUGGCAAUGCUCUUCAAGACAUCCUACGUUUGUUGGGGAUCUGGUUCAAGUAUGGUGAUCACCAAGUAGUGGCCAAUGCUAUUCAAGAUGGAUUUGGAAAUGUGUCCAUCGAUACAUGGCUUGAGGUGGUGCCGCAGUUGAUCGCUCGAAUACACGCACCAAGUGCAAACGUUCGACGGCUUAUUCACAACAUUCUUUGCGAAGUUGGUAAAGCUCACCCUCAAGCAUUGGUAUACCCUCUUGUAGUGGCUUCUAAAUACCCCAAUGAACCAAGACGUAGGGCAGCAAUUGACAUCAUCGCUAAGAUGAAGAUGCAUAGUGCACUUCUCAUCGAACAGGCACUUCUUGUCAGUAGCGAGCUCGUACGUGCGGCUAUUCUUUGGCCUGAGAUGUGGUCUGAAGGACUAGAAGAAGCUUCGAGGCUAUUCUACGGUGAUCACAACAUCGAUGCUAUGUUUGCUACAUUAGAGCCAUUGCAUGAUAUGUUGGAAAAGGGUCCCGAAACCAUUCGCGAGUCUCAUUUUGCAGCAACCUAUGGGCAUGAUUUGAUGGAAGCUCGAGCGUGUUGUAGGCGUUAUCGUGAACGCGGUGAUGUGAAUGAUCUCAAUCAAGCUUGGGAUCUGUACUAUCAGGUCUUCCGAAGAAUAUCCAAAUUGCUUUCAGCAACGCAUAUGUUGGAUAUGCAAACUGUAUCCCCACCACUUUUGGAGGCUCGGGAUCUGGAGAUCGCUGUACCAGGUACAUAUCGAAGCGGAAAACCGGUCAUCACAAUAUCACACAUUGCACCGAUAUGUAAGAUCAUGGGCUCCAAACAAAGACCAAGAGAGUUAUCAAUCGUCGGUAGCGAGGGACGAUGUUAUAGGUUCUUAUUGAAAGGUCAUGAAGAUCUACGUCAGGAUGAGCGUGUGAUGCAACUGUUUGGAUUGAUCAAUACCCUUUUAUCAAAAGACCCCGAGACGUUCAAGCGUCAUUUGAAUAUCCGUCGAUAUGCUGUGAUUCCCUUGGCUCCUAAUUCUGGUUUACUAGCUUGGAUUGAGAAUACAGAUACGUUACAUGUGUUGAUCAAGUUGAGUCAAUCGAGUUAUCGAGAGGGACGUAAAAUCCUUCUCAAUAUAGAAGCUAGACUGAUGCAACAGAUGGCGAUUGAUCAUGAACGGCUAUGUUUGACUCAGAAAGUUGAAGUAUUUGAGUAUGCGAUGGAUAAUACCACUGGUCAAGAUCUUUAUCGAGUGUUAUGGCUAAAGAGUCGAAAUUCAGAAGCUUGGUUGGAUCGUCGGAUCAAUUAUUCACGAUCAUUGGCUGUAAUGUCGAUGGUGGGACACGUACUUGGGCUUGGAGAUCGACAUCCUUCGAAUCUGUUGCUGGAUAGACUUACAGGGAUGAUCAUUCAUGUCGAUUUUGGUGAUUGUUUCGAAGUGGCGAUGACACGAGAAAAAUGGCCCGAAAGGAUACCGUUUAGGUUGACUCGAAUGUUAGUACAAGCGAUGGAAAUCAGUGGGGUUGAAGGUACUUACCGAAUCACAAGUGAGAACACAAUGAGAGUGAUGAGAUCAAAUAAGGAGAGUAUUAUGGCUGUACUGGAGGCUUUUGUACAUGAUCCAUUGAUCAAUUGGAGAUUGGUCAAGGGUGGUCGACAAUUAGAUGAACGAGAGGGUGGUGCUAACACAGAGGGUGGGCCACGGAUGCGAAGGCCAAGAGAAGUGGAAACCAAUCUGUAUGAUACUGUUCAGGCCGAAGUAUUGAAUGAUAAAGCCCUAAUGGUCGUCAACCGAGUAGAGCAAAAACUAACAGGCCGGGAUUUCAAGCCUAACGAAGAGUUGAGUGUCGCUGAUCAAGUCAAUAAGUUGAUUCAAAAAGCUGUAUCAGCCGAGAACCUGGCACAAUGCUUUACUGGAUGGUGUCCAUUCUGGUGAACAAUGUGAACUCAGGAUUGAGAUUCAUCUUGCACUAAUAAAUAUGUGAAUCAUUGCUCAACUGUCUAUGACAAUCUCUUUGUUGAUGUAUUAUAUUCUUCUACUGUAUACAUAAUUGUCUUUGUCAACUCAGUAUAUCGUUUCUGAUUUCAAUAUGAGAUAUCCUACGCAACUACAAUAUAAACAAAUCAAUAUAUAUAUGUUCCUUUUGGGGGUUAAUGAGUUUGAACAAGUUGAUUGGGGUUGGUUGAGCUUGGGUUUGUAUGUAAAUUGUUUAUAUCCUUUGAAAGUUUGGUCAUAGGAUCAUUGUGAUAGGAAAUCUAUUUUUGUUUUGUUUUCGAUU
This is a messenger RNA of Melampsora larici-populina 98AG31, 7489 nucleotides long. RefSeq lists its product as uncharacterized. The record is from RefSeq and is a predicted model, not a curated record. The coding region runs from base 1 to 7146 and encodes 2381 amino acids. Gene Ontology annotation, biological process: protein phosphorylation; TOR signaling; negative regulation of macroautophagy. Gene Ontology annotation, molecular function: protein-containing complex binding; protein serine/threonine kinase activity; protein binding. NCBI's taxonomy places the organism in Eukaryota, Fungi, Basidiomycota, Pucciniomycetes, Pucciniales, Melampsoraceae. Gene Ontology annotation, cellular component: TORC1 complex; nucleus; TORC2 complex. The transcript is spliced from 24 exons.